GCGGAAGUGGGGGAGCGCGCGGCCGCCGCUGUUCUGCUGGGAGCGGGCGCGGGAACCGGCGGGGGGGGGGCGGAGCUGUAGUCCCGGCGGCGGAAGGAGGAGAGGAAGAAAGGGGCGAGACCCGGUGCCCGGCAGCGGCGCGAGGCUCUCGCUCGGCGCGCGGACAUCUCCAGCCAGGCGCGCGGCGUUCGAGGGUCGGUGUCGGAGCCGAGCCCUCUCCCGGGCAGCCGGCACUGGUGCUGCUGCUGCUGCUGCCGCUGCUGCUGCUGCUGUCGUGGGGCUCGGGCGGCGACAGAGCGGGGCCGGCCGCGGGGCGGGCGGGGUGGGAGGAGGCGGUGAAGGCGGCGGGCCGGGGGGGAAGAUGCCGCUGGCGCAGCUGGCGGACCCGUGGCAGAAGAUGGCUGUGGAGAGCCCGUCCGACAGCGCUGAGGAUUAUAUCUUUAUCCUUGAAAUUUAAAAACAUUUGCCAGGACAUGUCUUGGUGUUGAUGAUCUCUGUUGAACCUUCUCAGUCUCCAGUCUCAGUAUAAUGAGUAUGAUGAAUAUCACUGUACAUAAGUCUUUAUGCACAUCUCUGAUAUUUCCUUAGGAUAAAUGAGGAGCUGAUUCUUAAUCCUGUCGUAUUGAAUGGACAGCAAAUUAUGGAUGAACCUAUGGGAGAGGAGGAGAUUAAUCCACAAACUGAAGAAGGCAGUAUCAAAGAAAUUGCAAUCACACAUCAUGUAAAGGAAGGACAUGAAAAGGCAGAUCCUUCCCAGUUUGAACUUUUAAAAGUAUUAGGGCAGGGAUCAUUUGGAAAGGUUUUCUUAGUCAAAAAAAUCUCAGGCUCUGAUGCUAGACAGCUUUAUGCCAUGAAAGUGUUGAAGAAGGCCACAUUGAAAGUUCGAGAUCGUGUUCGGACAAAAAUGGAGCGUGAUAUCUUGGUAGAAGUUAAUCAUCCUUUUAUUGUCAAGUUGCAUUAUGCUUUUCAAACUGAAGGGAAGUUGUAUCUUAUUUUGGAUUUUCUCAGGGGAGGAGAUUUGUUUACACGCUUAUCCAAAGAGGUGAUGUUCACAGAAGAAGAUGUCAAAUUCUACUUGGCCGAACUUGCACUUGCUUUAGACCAUCUGCAUAGCCUGGGAAUAAUCUAUAGAGACUUAAAACCAGAAAACAUACUUCUUGAUGAAGAAGGUCACAUCAAGUUAACAGAUUUUGGCCUAAGUAAAGAGUCUAUUGACCAUGAAAAGAAGGCAUAUUCUUUCUGUGGAACUGUGGAAUACAUGGCUCCCGAAGUAGUUAAUCGUCGAGGUCAUACUCAGAGUGCAGACUGGUGGUCUUUUGGUGUGUUAAUGUUUGAAAUGCUCACUGGUACACUACCUUUCCAAGGAAAAGAUCGAAAAGAAACAAUGACUAUGAUUCUUAAAGCCAAACUUGGGAUGCCACAGUUUUUGAGUCCUGAAGCCCAGAGUCUUUUACGAAUGCUUUUCAAACGAAAUCCUGCUAACAGAUUAGGUGCAGGACCAGAUGGAGUUGAGGAAAUUAAAAGACAUUCAUUUUUCUCAACAAUAGACUGGAAUAAACUGUACAGAAGAGAAAUUCAUCCACCUUUUAAACCUGCAACUGGCAGGCCUGAGGAUACAUUCUAUUUUGAUCCUGAGUUUACUGCAAAAACUCCCAAAGAUUCACCUGGCAUUCCACCUAGUGCUAAUGCACAUCAGCUUUUUCGGGGGUUUAGUUUUGUUGCUAUCACCUCAGAUGAUGAAAGCCAAGCUAUGCAGACAGUUGGUGUGCAUUCAAUUGUGCAGCAGUUGCACAGAAACAGUAUUCAGUUUACUGAUGGAUAUGAAGUAAAAGAAGAUAUUGGAGUUGGCUCCUACUCUGUUUGCAAGAGAUGCAUACAUAAAGCUACAAACAUGGAGUUUGCAGUGAAGAUUAUUGAUAAAAGCAAGAGAGAUCCAACAGAAGAAAUUGAAAUUCUUCUUCGUUAUGGACAGCAUCCAAACAUCAUUACUCUAAAGGAUGUAUAUGAUGAUGGAAAAUAUGUGUAUGUAGUGACAGAACUUAUGAAAGGGGGUGAAUUGCUGGAUAAAAUUCUUAGACAGAAAUUUUUCUCUGAAAGAGAGGCCAGUGCUGUCCUGUUUACUAUAACCAAAACUGUUGAAUAUCUUCACGCACAAGGGGUGGUUCACAGAGACUUGAAACCUAGCAACAUUCUUUACGUGGAUGAAUCUGGCAAUCCAGAAUCUAUUCGAAUUUGUGAUUUUGGCUUUGCCAAACAGCUAAGAGCAGAAAACGGUCUUCUCAUGACUCCUUGUUACACUGCAAAUUUUGUUGCACCAGAGGUUUUAAAACGACAAGGCUAUGAUGCUGCUUGUGAUAUAUGGAGUCUUGGUGUCCUCCUCUAUACAAUGCUUACUGGUUACACCCCAUUUGCAAAUGGCCCUGAUGAUACACCAGAGGAAAUAUUGGCACGGAUAGGCAGCGGAAAAUUCUCACUCAGUGGUGGUUACUGGAAUUCUGUUUCAGACACAGCAAAGGACCUGGUAUCAAAGAUGCUUCAUGUGGAUCCUCAUCAGAGACUGACUGCUGCCCUUGUGCUCAGACAUCCUUGGAUCGUCCACUGGGACCAACUGCCACAAUACCAACUAAACAGACAGGAUGCACCCCAUCUAGUCAAGGGUGCUAUGGCAGCUACAUAUUCUGCUUUAAACCGUAAUCAGUCUCCAGUUUUGGAACCAGUAGGCCGCUCUACUCUUGCUCAGCGGAGAGGUAUUAAAAAAAUCACCUCCACAGCCCUGUGAAGUGACCUCAGUGAGAUAUUUGGUACCAUGGUGUAAGCUAAUAGCACAAGUUCUGGCGACAGGUAGCACAUAUCUGAGAGACACCUGCAAGCACACACUGUCCCAGCUGGUACCCAUAAUGCUGCUGCUCCUGCUGCUGCUCCUGCUUCCGUCUCUUCUCGCUUUAAAUGAGUGUUAGCAAGUUAGAUUUUCCUGGAGCUUCGGAUGAAAUGAAAAUGGAAACAUGAUGAAGACAUAUUCACUGAAUCAACAAGAAUAAUAAACAUAUGAAUACCACCUAAAAAUACACUGAAUAAAGUACUCUACACCAUAUAGCAUUAUUUUUAUAGGAAAUAUUUCAUGUCCCUGAAAUAUUCUUUGUUAGUUAUAGGGAUGGACAGUUUAUGUUAAGCACUUAGCUUAAACAAUCCGUUUCUAUUAGCACUGUAUCCCUUGUGCCAUCCAACAUUUUGUAUGUUUUUGUAAACAGUUCAUAUACAGUACAUUUCUGUACUGCUUUCUUUAAUGUAUACAUGCUUUGUUUAACUUGGAAUCUAUUAUUAUUAAUUGAUUAUUAAAUCUCGUUAAAUAGUUCACCUGGAUUAACAGUAUUGUUGGACAGCCCUAAAAAUGGCCAGAUUGUGGAACAGCUGUUGAAUGUAAUACUUCCAAAAUGUACAUAUCUUUCCCCCAUGUCUGUUUCACUGGUUCGUUCAUUUGUUUGUUUCUUAAAGUCAGGUGCUUUGUGAGACUAACCUAGAGAGCUGUUAUGGUAGAGAAAGUUAUCACGUGUGUGUGGCAUGACAUCAAGAGUACACCUAUGAAGUUAGUCCAUAUACGUUGCAACUCCUUAGGGUUCUUUUUUCCUUAAGGAAGUAGUUCUUGCACUUUUGAUCUUGAAUAGUAUCCAUAUUUAGUAUUUGGCAUAUAAUUUGGGAUUUUGCCAAUAUACAUCAAAGGCCUUUAAGAGUUAUGGUGAAGAGAUUGGCAAAGGAAAAUUUAACAACAGGUCAUCCAAGUCCCAUUAGAUCUUUUAUGUUUAAAUAGGUGAAACUGCAGAAUUUAGCACAUGAAUAACAGGAUACCUGUUCUUGUAUACCUGCAAGAAAAGUAUGCUUUUUUUGGAAAAAAGGUAAAUCAUAAUGAGUUCUAUCCCAUUACAAUGCUCUAUAUUAAACACUAAUUUGAAUGUAAUAAAGGCCACCAGCCUCUCUAUGAAAUUGGAUUUAAACUUUCUUAUUCGAGGGAAUAAAACAUUCUUGAUCAAACAGUAUCUGUUCUCACCUGACAUCAUAGCUCAAGUAGGCUAAGUGAAUGUUCGCCAUUGAGUGCUUUCUGAAUUCCUUCUGAUGAUUUAUAGCCAUAUAAUGCUUGCUUUAACUUCAGAAAUGAUCAGCUUUCAUAAUGGUCAAUGGGUCUGCUUAUAAUAUUCAUUAUCUACAUCUAAUUUGGGUAGGUUCCACAAUUCUAUUUGAUUAAAGAAACUUUUGUAUCCAUUAUUACCUAUAUUUUGGUCAAGCUAUCUAGCGUACAUCGAUAUGUAAUAUAAAAAACAUGAACAAGGAAAAAGUGACUUAACCUCAUCAAGAAUGUGCCCAACAGAUCUUUAUUAGCUAUGUGGUGAGCCAUUUACAUCAGAAGUGUUUUUAUCUGCCCGAAGCUUUAAAUAUGUCUUUGAGAGUACAAAGCCAAGAAAGCGUACUUUAGUUAAAUGUCUUAGAAGCCACUUAUUACUCCUUAAUUUCUCCUCUAUGCAACUAAAGAGAAAGGGAAAAUCUAUAACAUUAAUUUUGCUUAAGUGACACAAAAUGAUUAUGGCAUAGAAAUCAAAUGUAAGUUUAUCUUCUAAAUAAAAAAAAUGUAUAGGAAGAGGGAUUCAGAAGAUCUAGAUGGAGAAAGGUUUUUUUAAAUUCUUGAGUAUAUGAAUGCUAAAUAUCAAAAACUGCUUCCCAUUGCCUGGAAAGAAAACUUUUUUCUUCCUUUCUUUCUCUCUCUCCUCUAAUCAGUGUUUCAAACUACAACCAUCCCAAAUUCUUGUUGCUCUUAAAAUGUUAAUGUAACUUUGGGCAAAAAAAAAAAAAGGCAUUUUCAAAUUUCAGACACUGAUGCUAUUCCAUUAUUGCUUAGGUGUGUUGUCCAUCAUAGUCUUAGAGCCAGAAGUAAAUGCGUAAAUCCUUAUAAAUUAUCUAGGCCAACUUUCUCAUAUUGCAUGUAAAGAACCCGAGACCCAAAGCAAAGACUAGAAUCCUUAAGUUCUCAUUCAGUUUUUUUCCUUCAUAACACCAUGCUGCCUUCCCUUCAUAUUAUCACCCAACCAGGAGCAGAGUUGUUAAAAAAAAUACAUAUUUCUUAGGACAAUACUCUACUGGUAGAUGAAUGGCAAGUUUAUUGCUUUCAAAGAUAUUGCCUUCUUUGCCCACUCCAGCUGCCAGUUUUAUUGGAGAAAAGCAAGUCGUAUGUUCACAAAACUGAAGGCUUUUGCCUAAAAUGCAGUUCAGUAGCUUAAUUUAUUUCAUCUGUAAUCCUGAUGUUCCUAUUGCCUUUGACUUAUGGCAGACAGACUUGGCGAACAAUUGUGCUCUAAAUGUAAUGCUUGCACUGGGCUUACCUUUCCAUUAAUUACUGAGUCCAGCUCCUCUGGGCCCUUCACCAGUUAGUUCUCCUAGUUCCCAGGGCUUCUCCCAGAAGGUUUAGUUCAGGUUUAAAGUUAUUUCAAUGUGAAAGAAGGAACUAAACCAUCAGGCCACUUUUACAAACCUCCUCUUAGCCUGUAAUCCAAAAUAACGUUUAGAAUAGUAGAUUGCAUUUAACUUUUCCAAGCACAUGCUGAAAAAUAUGGAUUACACUACCACGUGUUUUGUAACUUCCCUUUCAAGUGAUGAUGUUAAGGUAAGUUUUUGUCCUUUAAUUUUUUAUGUAAGUCAUUUCAGCUCCUUCUAUUUAUAGAGAUGUCUUUUUUUCUAAGUACAAUAGACCUUUAACAGAUCUGAUACAGAUUCAUUUAUUCACAAGCAACCCCAAAAGUCCAAAAAUGUGAUGAUUUUGACAAGGCACAGAAUCGAGAUGCUGCAAAGCUGAUGUGUGGGAAAAAGUCACUUAGUGAGUGUCUGGAGGGGGUGCGGUGUGUGUGCAGUAGAGAGUCACACUUCACAUGUGGUAGGCUGCAAAGUAUGGGUUUGGAUCAACCAUUUCCCACCUAAUUUUAAGAAGUGGUUGCUUUGGGGGUCAGGGGACAUUAUGAGAGGUGGGGCUGACCUGUUUUCUGUGCCCUGCACCCUCAGCCCAGAAAAGACUUGAAGGGGUAGAGGGGUGCAAAGGCUUUAUGAGUAAGCAGAAUGGAUUGGGUUGGAAAGGGACUGGGGUAGGUCCGGCCUGGGAUAAGAGCAGAAAAGCAUUCAAGAUUUGGGAGCCAUGGUACAGAUGUACUUAAUCACCAUGGAAGUCAGCAAUACAUAUCUCAACGUGGCUUUGAUAUUCUCUACUUCCCAGCCUUUAUAAAUGACUGAAAUAUUUCCAGCUUGCUUUACCAUAUUUUAUAGAGAAAAUUCUCACGGUGGUAUCGAGCAUUUAUGAGAUUUGUGAAGGCAUUAAUUAGGACAGAUAUCUCAGGAAUGUAAAGAGUUCGAAAAGGUCUUUUCUGUGCUUAAGAAAUACGAUGGGUUCCAUGGUUGACCUUUGGUGCUUAAACCAAGAGGUUCUGAUCUAGUCCUAGAGUUCUGUCCCUCUGGAAGGUGGCUCCAUGUGACUCACAAACUAGAUGUAUGCAUUUUUAUUUAAUUGACAGAUAAGUUGACUUAACUCAGUAUUUAUAUUUCAAUUAGUGAAAAUAGUCCUCUUUUCACCUCCAGAUUGCUUACAUUUUGCUGGUUUCCCCAAGUGACCAUUGGUGGAGACCAAUUAAUGAAGGAAUGAAAUUUGCUUUCUUGGGACUGUGGUAUUCUGCAGAGCCACGCUUAACCACUUUUUCUAGUGAAGAAUCUACAGAAUGAUAAUACCUAAAUAUGGAUGGCCAAGAAGAACUUGUAUCUACAGUGUGCUUUAUGUACUUCUGACACUGCUGUAUUUUGUGUGGUCAAGUGACUUGUAACUGGUUCCAAUGUGACUGAGUGUUCUCAAAGAAUUCUAGUAAUUAAGUCGACUUAAUUUUCUUAAGCCUUGUAUUACUAUCAGUCUCAUAUUUACCACUUUGAUUCUAGUCUUUUAACUGUUCGUAACAGGGCAUACCAAGGGUUGGGAUGAGAGUCUACUUCCUACCUCUUAAGGCACUUUCCUCAUUAUUUUGCCAUAUAACCUUGAAGUGCAUGAUAAGCUGUUUAAAUGUCCAUGACUUCUCCCAGAGCAACUAGCAAAGUAUAUGACAUUGAAUAGAGAUUAGUGGAAAGGAAAAUUUAGAGACUAAGUUCAGAGAUGCAAACCUCAAGAAAACCUCUUUUUGAGCACGUACCAUUUGAGUACAACAUGUGUAAACGUAUGUGAGAGGAGAGUCUCUGUAACAGUCUCUCUAAGUAGAUUAGUUCAAUACCUAAUGGAAGUGAAAAUCUUUACUCCUAGUAUCACUAUAGUACUGAAUGAACUGUAUACUGAGUUUUUCAAACAAGUAUGUAAAGUAGAACCUUUAAAUACAAAGCAAGGGCAUAAGGAUAAAGGUUUUGGUUUGUGUUUCUGUAAGUGUAGUUUAUCAUCUAAAGCUGUUUUUUAAAUUGCCAUUUCUUAGCAUCCUUAAUAAUUAUGGGUGAUGAGUUUUUAAUUCCUAAAAUGAUGUACAUGUAUUAGGUUUAUCUUAACUCUUACCCUAAGCAAAAGGGAAGGUAUACACCUAAGGGAUGUAAUUAUUUUGCAUUUUUGGCCUUGGGUGGGAGUGGGGUGGGCAACUACUUAAACAGUUUUUAAAAAAGAAAAAAAAAUCACAAAUAUUUUUCUACUAUUAUACCUGAUCUUACUUUAUACUAGUUUCUCUCUAGUAAGGCAUGCCAGAAGCCCAAGGUACCAUACCAUGAGUUCCUAUGUAUUGUACCUUUUAUUGGUGGUUCAAUCGCAUCAGAUGCUUGGCACUGCUGCCAUAAUUAUGAAAUGCUUGUAAAGGAUUAAUUAUCACUGAAUACUUUAAAUUGUUUUACUUAAGAGUUUAAUCUGGGAAGUUUUCAAAUCAUACUAUUAAUGUGUAAUCUAAGCUCCUUCAGAUGUAUCCAUGAAUAAUCCUGGAACAAUAUUGCUUGUAUUCCUGUCACAGAACAGGUUUUGUAAUCUUUAAAAGAAAUGAAAAUUUAUAUAAUAAAGUUUCGAAUAAAUGCA
Ailuropoda melanoleuca (giant panda) is the source of this 8050-nucleotide messenger RNA. It is a transcript of the gene RPS6KA3, whose product is annotated as ribosomal protein S6 kinase A3. The record is from RefSeq and is a predicted model, not a curated record. Gene Ontology annotation, biological process: intracellular signal transduction; protein phosphorylation. NCBI's taxonomy places the organism in Eukaryota, Metazoa, Chordata, Mammalia, Carnivora, Ursidae. Gene Ontology annotation, molecular function: protein serine/threonine kinase activity; magnesium ion binding; ATP binding. Bases 641 to 2779 code for a protein of 712 amino acids. The transcript is spliced from 24 exons.